AUGUUCAAAGGAAUUCUAUUGUUGUUCAUGGUAUGGACUUGUGCAGCUCUUGCAUCAGGGAGCAAGACCGCUUCCAGUUCCAAGCCCUCUUGCCUGAUCGGUGGCACGACCUUCAACUUGCAAGACUACGGUGCCAAAGGUGACGGCGUCACAGAUGACACGCAAGCCCUCGAGAGAGCAUGGCAAGAUGCAUGCAAAUCUCCAGACGCAACGCUUCUCAUCCCCGGUGGCAAGACGUUCCUCAUCGCCCAGGUCUCACUCCAGGGCCCAUGCAAGCCCAACACAAAGAUACGUAUCGAGGGCAACAUCCACGCCCCGGACGCAUCCUCGUGGAGCAACUCCAACUCCGCCCCCUGGAUCCAGAUCAAGAACCUCGAAGGCCUCAAGGUGGAGGCAACCGGGACGCUGGACGGAAACGGCACAUCGUGGUGGUCUCGGGCCUGCAAGCCCACGCCGGGGUCGACGUCGUGUAGGAAAGCCCCGACCUCGAUCGAGUUCAACACGGUCAAGAACCUCCGGGUCAACGGCCUGGAGGUGGUCAAUAGCCCGCGCAUGCACGUUAACUUUAAUGGCUGCCAGCACGUAGCCGCGCAGUGGCUGCGGAUCAACUCCCCCGGCAACAGCCCAAACACCGACGGUAUCCACAUCACGAACUCGCAGGACGUCGUGAUCAAGUACGCCAUGGUUGCCGCGGGUGACGACUGCGUCUCCAUCGUCGGGGGCUCCUCCAACAUCGACGUGAGCUCCAUCGUGUGCGGCCCCGGCCAUGGAAUCAGCAUUGGGAGCUUGGGAGGUGGCGACGUGGUGUCCGGUGUGAGAGUCCGCAACGCUAAUCUGAUUGGAACCACCAACGGAGUGAGGAUCAAGAGCUACAAGAAUGGGCAUGGCGCGGUGAGCGAUGUGAGCUUCGAGGACGUGAGGAUGGACGAGGUGGCCAACCCCAUCAUCAUCGACCAGGCCUACUGCGACGCGCACGAGCACGACUGUGGCGCGGAGGCGGCGGCAGAGGAGGUGAGUGGCGUGAGCAUCAGUGGCGUGAGGUACAAGAACAUCAGCGGUACCUCCAAGACCAAGACGGCGAUCACGCUCAGGUGUAGCCAAGUUGUGGGCUGCGACGGAAUCGAGCUGGACAACGUGGAGAUCACUCAGGCAACCAAGGGGGCGAAUGCUGAUGCGAGGUGUAGCAAUGCGUAUGGAGUGGCGGGCAAGAAUGUGUUCCCGGAGAGCUGCCUGGCGGCGCAGGAGCUAAAGUCGAGAAGAGCGAGCUCGAGCGUGCAGGCUGAAAAGGUCUCCUUGCCAUUUAGCUAA
Molecule: messenger RNA, 1308 nt
Organism: Selaginella moellendorffii
Lineage: Eukaryota; Viridiplantae; Streptophyta; Lycopodiopsida; Selaginellales; Selaginellaceae
Product: polygalacturonase
Exons: 1
Coding region: 1-1308 (435 amino acids)
Biological process (GO): carbohydrate metabolic process
Molecular function (GO): polygalacturonase activity
Source: RefSeq, a predicted model, not a curated record